Messenger RNA from Homo sapiens (human), 1257 nucleotides. It is a transcript of the gene MARCOL, whose product is annotated as MARCO like. The coding region runs from base 74 to 931 and encodes 285 amino acids. The record is from RefSeq and is marked validated. NCBI's taxonomy places the organism in Eukaryota, Metazoa, Chordata, Mammalia, Primates, Hominidae. The transcript has 2 exons. Gene Ontology annotation, cellular component: endoplasmic reticulum lumen.
AUUUGAAGAGCACCUACUGCAGAGUUAGGCUUAACUCCACCCAACAGCCAAGUCUGAAACCACUGACGGUACCAUGAGGGCUUUCAUUUUCUUUCUCUUCAUGCUCCUGGCCAUGUUCUCAGCAUCUUCAACCCAGAUUUCAAAUACCAGUGUUUUCAAACUAGAAGAGAAUCCAAAACCUGCACUUAUUCUGGAGGAAAAAAAUGAAGCUAACCAUCUAGGAGGACAAAGAGAUUCUAAUAAGCAAGGAGGUAGUUAUACACAAGGAAAUCCAGGAACGUUUAGGCUUCAAGGACAACCAGGCUAUUUUAACAAGCUAGAGAAACCAAGACAUUUUAAGCAAGGGAGAGCAGGAGUUUUAAACCAGCCUGGGAUUUUAAAGAAUUCAGGAAAAUCUAACCAAAAAGGGAAUCCAGAAUCUUCUAAUAAGCAGGAAAACUCAGGAUCUUCUAGCCAACUAGGGAGACCAGGGAUUUCUACCCAACAGGGAAAUCCAGGGUCAUCUGACCAACAAGAGAAACCAGGGUCAUUUAGCCAGAAAGUGAUGGUGGGGUCAUCUAGCCAACAGGGGAAGCCAGGAUCAUCUAGCCAACACGGGAAUCUAGGGUCAUCAACCCAGAAAGGGAAUUUAGGAUCUUCUAGCCUACAAGGGCAUCUGGGUUUAUCUAGCCAUCAAGGGAAGCCAGAGUCAUCUGGCCAACAGGGGAAGCCAGGGUCAUCUAGCCAACAAGGAAAUCUAGGAACUUCUGGCCAACAGGAGAAGCCAGGAUCUUCUAGCCAACAGGGGAAGCCAGGGUUGUCUAGCCAUCAAGGGAAGCCAGGGUCAUCUAGCCAACAAGGAAAUCUACAUUUAUCUAGCCAGCAAGGGAAUCAAGGACCUUCUAGCAAACAGAGGAAGCCAGGUUCAUCCAGCCGUCAAGGAAAUCUAUGAUUAUCUAGCCAGCAAGGGAAUAUAGGAUCUCCUAGCCAACAGGAGAAGCCAGAGUCUUCUAGCCAACAAGGGAAUCUAGGGUCAUCUAGCUAUCAAGGGAAGCCAGUGUCAUCUAGCCAACAAGGGAAGCCAGUGUCAUCUAGCCAACAAGGGAAGCCAGGGGCAUCUAACCAGCAAGGAGAUCUAGGAUCUUCUAAGCAGCAGGGGAAGCCAGGAUCAUCUAGCCAGCAAGGAAAUAUAGGGUCAUCUGGCCAGGAAUGGAAGCCAGAGCCAUCUAGCCAUCAGAGAAAAUUAAGGUCAUUUUACAACCAACGACAAAGAAAAAA